This is a messenger RNA of Rhizophagus irregularis DAOM 181602=DAOM 197198, 642 nucleotides long. Lineage: Eukaryota; Fungi; Glomeromycota; Glomeromycetes; Glomerales; Glomeraceae. The record is from RefSeq and is a predicted model, not a curated record.
AUGGAUAGUGAUCAAGAAUCUACCUUCUCAUCUUCCUUAUCAUCUUCUACCUAUUCAUCUUCGUCCUUGUCAGACAAUGCUAUUCAUUUGAAUCAAAAUAUGUAUCAAACAAUUAAAAAAGAAGUCUUUAUCUGGGUAGAUUCUGAAUUAAAGGAUAUAUAUGAGAUCAAUAAUGAACGUACGUGGCUUGAGCAAAAAGAAAAUAUAAUUACAAAAUUACUUCUACCGCUUUAUAAGUUAGUCAACAAAAAGUAUAAUGUUUCGAAUAGUGAUAUCUUAAAGAUGUUACAUGGACGUUGGCAUUCACGCCAUCAUGUAAGCAAUAUAAAGAAGCAAGGAGGUGACAAAGUGAAAAUGGAUAGGAGGAGAUUAAAGAAGAAUUCAAGAACUAUGGACAAAAAAAAAAGAAGAGCUCAAGCGGCAAACUAUUUAAUAGAAAAUAAUAAUAAAUACAUUUGUAGAUACCCGGAGAAGGAGCUUGUACGAAUUCUUAAGGAAUCUGGUACACGCACUUGCGACACACUUUUAUCACGACAAAUCGAUGUUUCAAGAGUUCAAGCCAAAUCAAUAUACCUAUUUGCUAGAUUUCGACAACAACUUUCUGAUAUGUUUUGUCAACCUGAAUUCGAGAAAUCCCUCUGA